Molecule: messenger RNA, 4473 nt
Organism: Puntigrus tetrazona (Sumatra barb)
Lineage: Eukaryota; Metazoa; Chordata; Actinopteri; Cypriniformes; Cyprinidae
Gene: sash1b
Product: SAM and SH3 domain containing 1b
Exons: 20
Coding region: 542-4015 (1157 amino acids)
Molecular function (GO): protein binding
Source: RefSeq, a predicted model, not a curated record
UCCGGCGCUCCGUUGAAUUACUUAGUCGCUCUCUCUCAUACCGUCUGCUUCGCAGCACAGCCGAAGCUGCAUCUCUGUCGUCCUUUCCCUUGCUUGUUUAAGGAGCGGAUCCGUGGGAAAUAAACCGACACGCGGGAGAGAGCGACUGACUGACGCUGGACACAAACGGCGUUUCGCUCGGAUGCUGUGAGGAGCAAAGUGCGUCCGCAACGUCGUCCAAGAACCCGAAAAGCCGCCAGACUGGAUACAUGACAGAAGAUACGCUUUUUGCACACGCCGAAGCUUCAGUUCGUUUCAUAACCAGCAGGUAAUCGAGGCGCUGAGCUAAAAGGGAUGCGCUUUAAACUUUAUUUACAUGGAUGCUUUGCGCUGAAACCAACUUGUGUUUGGGCUUCACCGUUCCCUCGUACGUUCAGGCAUGGUACGCUCGUUCAUUAGUGAACUCAGCACGGGAAAGCCGUUCGUGGACUGCCUGUGCUGAUAUCAAGAGCACUGGAGAUGGGAAGAAGGUGUUCCGCGCGCUUGGGAACGGACUUCGGGAAUGUCCUCUGAUUUGGGAACGAUGAGCAACGGACCCGCCAUCGUCUACGAGUGGCUGAAAACCCUCCAGCUCUGCCAGUACGUGGAGUCGUUUGUGGACAACGGUUACGAUGACCUGGAGGUGUGCAAGCAGAUAGGAGACCCUGACCUGGACGCCAUCGGCGUCUUCACUCCACAUCACCGGGAAAAGGUCCUCCGGGCCGUGGAGAGACUCCGGGAUGAAGACAGGAAGGUGGCACCGGGCCUCUAUUUCACCCUUGAACCGCUUCCGCAUGGCACGGGUCCCCAAAUCAGCGACUGCAAUCAGAAAUGCACCAAGUCUUGGGUCAGCUCUACUUGGGACAGGCCCGGGAUCGGACUCUCCAGAGACACUAAAGCUCUAGAGAACCGCAAGGAGCCGGUGGUGUAUCCCAAACUCAAGCUGAAGAUAAUGAUAAGGGAUAAGCUGGUUAAGGAGGGAAUUGACCUGAGCAAAAUGCCCUACUCGUAUAAAGAUGGCUCUCUGGGUAACAUCGAGGAUCUGGCCCAAGAGUAUUCAGAGUAUUACAGCACGUCCUACGGCGAAGUGUGCGACAGAAUGGAGGAGUUACGCAAACGCAGAGUCGCUCAAGAAGCAGAGACGGGAAAGGCUGAAUCAACAGCAUCCCUUCAGCUGCGGUUAGAAAUCCAGGAGUCACUGGGUCUGUCCAGCGCCGUGUCCACACCUGAGGUGGAGAGAAGGCAAUCGAUGAACAAGUCCAGCUCCGAAGAUGGAUCUGCAGGAAAAUGGGACAGAAAGAAAAACAAAUCGUUCUGGCAAAAUUUCCGCAAGGCACAGAAAGGGAGCGUCCGAGCGUCGCCGAAAGGAGAGGAUCUGGGCUUCGUGGCCAGCGAGAUCACGAUGAGCGAUGAAGAACGCAUUCAGCUGAUGAUGAUGGUGAAGGAGAAGAUGAUCACGGUGGAGGAGGCUCUCGCUCGGCUGAAGGAGUAUGAGACGCAGAACAAGCAGUCCAACAGCACGGACUGGACGGACGCACCGAGUCCCUCCGUGACCGAGUCCUCCUACUGUAACUCGAGAGAACAGUCUGAAGAUGAGCUGGAAGAGUCUGUCACCUUUCGUCGCCUUCAUAAACUUGUCAAUUCAACUCGGCGCGUGAGAAAGAAGCUUAUUAGAAUUGAUGAGGCCAAAAAACAUGGCUCAAAAGACCAUCCUGAAGCGCUCCUGUCGGGCGAGGAGGGUGUCUCUCUGUACUCCGGGGUGCACAAACGUCUCGCCGUGUCCCAGGGUGACGGUCUGAGCUCUGUGCUUCAUGAACAGCUGUCUCUGGACAGAGACUCGGACAGUCUGACCACGUCUCCCUCCUCCAGCAGCUUAGACACCUACAGCAGCCACAAGCUCUUCAAGGCCUUCAGUAAGUCCAGCAGCAGUCAGGGUCUGGAGCCCUCGACGGGCCCCGGCGGAGCGGUUUCUGGGCCGGACGCAGGCAGCGGAUCCUCCUUCUCCGAGGCAGACGGUGAGAUCGAGCCCAGGUUGUCCCGCUCUGUGACGGACGGGGAGAUGAGACGAGCACUGAGCCCUUCUAACUACCACGGAAGGACCUGCAGCUUUGGAGGAUUUGAUCUCACGAGCCGAUCCGUGUACAUGAGCAGCAGCAGCUGCGACCCCACGAAUGAAAACGGUGAUAUCAGCAUGAGAGACGCGUCCAGAUCUCCUACGCCUUCCCGUAUCUCUCUCGGGAAGAAGGUGAAAUCGGUUAAAGAGACCAUGAGGAAACGCAUAUCCAAGAAAUAUAACUCCUCUCCUUCAGAGCAGUCCAGCCCGAGCCGAGCUCCCAGCAGCCCACAGUCUCCUCACACGGACACAGACUCUCUGGAGAAACCCAAACUCAAGGCCGGAGGAUCGGUGGAGAGUCUGAGGAGCUCCCUCAGCGGACAGAGCUCCAUGAGCGGUCAGACGGUCAGCACCACAGACUCGUCCACCAGCAACCGCGAGAGUGUGAAAUCAGAGGACGGGGAUGAAGACGAGCUGCCCUACAGAGGACCUUUCUGUGGCCGAGCGCUGGUUCACACGGACUUCACCCCGAGCCCGUACGACACCGACUCUCUCAAACUCAAGAGAGGAGAUCUGAUCGACAUCAUCAGCAAGCCGCCCAUGGGCACGUGGAUGGGGCUCCUCAGCAACAAGGUGGGAACCUUUAAGUUCAUCUACGUGGACGUGCUGAACGAGGAGGAGGAGAAACCCAAACGCAGCGUGAAGAAGAGGAGGAAAAGUCGCCCUCCUAAACCCACCUCCGUAGAAGAGCUUCUGGAGCGCAUCAAUCUCAAAGAACACAUGCCUACGUUCCUGUUCAACGGGUACGAGGAUCUGGACACGUUUAAACUGUUGGAGGAGGAAGAUCUGGACGAGCUGAACAUCAGAGAUCCUCAACACAGAGCCGUGCUGCUCACCGCCGUCGAGCUGCUGCAGGAGUGUGACAGUAACAGUGACCCGGAGCACGAGGGAUCGUCCGGAGACUCUCAGGAGAAGAGCAGCGUUCCUCCAGCGGACUCUCCUCGGGACUCGGGCUGCUACGAGAGCAGCGAGAACCUGGAGAACGGCAAAGGCAAAAAGACGUCUCAUUUAAGCAGGUCCUCCUCAGGCUUUGAGUCCAGCCAUCUCUCCUCCCCUGAGUUUCCCAUCCCACCCCUCUGCCAUUCCAGCAGGUUAACCCCACGAACCCGACAGGACGGUCCGCUUCCACUGCAGAUCGACUCCAUCGAGAGCCUUCACCUGAGGAGAAACCACGGCCUGCUCCGAGGAAGGUUCCUGAGUCGCAGUUGCGGUGCGCUGGACCGGCCGUCCACUCAAACCGAGCUCAGGAAACUUUACUUCUCAGUAGAGGAACUUCAUCUGCAGGCUCCUGAGAGAAAGCAGCCCUGCAGCUCAGAAAUGGAGUCCAACGGUAAUGAGGAAAAUCCAAGUGAGGGCCAGGAGGAUCUUCUCACGCCUGAAGAGAUCGGAAACGGAGCUCAGCCGUCCUCCGGUGUUUCGGUGGUGGAGUACGAUGAGGUGCCUGCGGAUGAUCUCCCUGCAAACACACAGCGCUUGAAACCACCAGUUCCUCCUAAACCUCUUCCACCUCCGUCAUUGAAAGGGUCUGAAGCCGGCUUCGGGAGGAAGGAGUCAAACUCCUGUCCGGAUGUUCCCAGGAUCUCCAAGUCGCUCGUUUACAGACCUGCAAAGAAAGUUCGCUCGGGGAAGACACCCUACCUGGAGACUUUAGUGGAGGAGAAGUUGUGCUCUGAGGGCAUCGACCUCACAGAAGAGCCAUAUUCUGACAAGCACGGCCGAUACGGAGUGCCGUUUUCUCUGGUCCAGAGAUAUUCUGAAGAUCUGGACAAGCCUUUGGGAGACAUUGCCGUUGUGAUGGAUCAGACGAGAGUCCGUCAGCUUCUCAAGCAGCAUCGUAUAGCAAUCCCACUGAGAAGUUUGUCAGAGAUAUGCGUGAUUCCUUGAGAGCGUCGUGACGGAUUUCAGCUUUGGAGAGCAGCAGAUGACGGAAAGCACAUAACAAGUCCAGCUUAAAAACACUGAAUCUGAACGGACGAGGGCUGGAACGAUAACGGAAUUGUAUUUGCUCUUGAUUCGGCUGAAUGUUUUUUUUCCAGCUAGAAUUUGUCCUUGCCUGACUUAGUCUGUACUUUUAGGCUUUAGGCAGCAGUAGAAACGAAAUAGUGUGAGUUUCAUAUGUUUCGAAUGAAGUUUGAAUCAGCUUUUGAUUUCAGUCUGUAAUGGUCUAAAUGCGGAAGUCCCGACUCUUUUGAGUUUGUGCGAACCAUAAAUGUUGCCUUUAAACAUAGUGACUCUGCGUGGAAACCUACAUUUGCUGUAAUAUGUUUUGAAUAUAUUGGAUAGACCAGUAUCAUCUUUUUGUGUGUUUGAUUGUUUUUUUAAAAAAGCACUUUUUUUUUGUU